GGAAGUACAAAUUUGGUCCGACAACCUAUACGAUAUUACGAUUUACCCUCUUUUGCAGCAGAUUUACCCUCGUCUGCACCAAGAACAAGGGAGCAAUAGUCGUCUUCUUCGCAUAAACGAUUGUUCGUUGUCGAGAUAAACAUCAUGAAGAGGAAGCCCAAGGCUGCAAAAGAAGCUUCAGCAGACAAGGCCAUGGAAAACAACCAAAUAACGGUUUCAAAGCCCUCGAGCCCGGUGUCAAAGAAGACAGCAUCCAAGUACAUUGGUUCUGAUGUUAGACGAUCUGGUCGGCUUCAAAAGAUAGUCUCACCUGCUGGGAACAAGCGUGUUGCUAAGGAAGUUGAUCUUACUGAUAACAAAAUGGAAGAGGGGCGGGACCCUCACGCUGAGGAGCGGGGAGGGACCACUGAGCUCGCGCUGGAGACUGAUCAUGGUGAUGGAAAACCCGAGGAGGUGCAGAUUGUUGAGCCAUUUAUCGCCAAUCCAACUGAGGAACAGAUAGCCAUGGAAGAGAAAAUCGACUACCUGUAUCAGACAGCAAAAGACCUAAAAGCUAAGGCUGCCAAAAAGUCGGUACCAAGUGGAACAACUACAUGUGAAGACCUGAAAUACAAGGACUUGUAUAUUGACUCGGAGAAAAAGGUUGAAGAAUUAACCCACGUAAACUUUCAGCUAGCCAAGGAUUUGGAGUUUGCCCGUGGCAAAAUCGAAGCUUAUGAGAGAUUUAUUGAUGCUUCCACGGGGAAGGUAAAGGAAAUGAUUGUUUUGACAAAUUUUGAGAGAGUUGCUGAAACUGUCCUAAACCUAUCUGAAGACGAACUAAAGAAAAGUUAUGCAAACAAGAAAAGCGGUGCAGAUACUGAGGCUCCUAAUCCUUUGCCUCAACCGAAGAUCGCCCACACAAACGCUCCGUCUGCAGCAAGAAAUGCGAAAAGGAAGAAAACCUCUCAAUAGCAUAAGGAAAACGGAAAAGACCCUUGGUUUUGGUUGUAUGUUUAAUGAUUAUUCGGCAUUGUAACGGGUAGAAGUCUUAACUGAUAUGGUUUUGUGGAAAUUUUGUUUCCUGGAGAACAAUGAUCUGGUAGGAGGAUUGAUUGUGCUUUAGGCUUAAUGACUUGAAAAUUGGUAAAAACAUCCGGCCCCUUUUACCUUAGAAAACUAUUCUAUGUUAUCUGUUUUUUAAUU
Messenger RNA from Ipomoea nil (Japanese morning glory), 1185 nucleotides. RefSeq lists its product as uncharacterized. NCBI's taxonomy places the organism in Eukaryota, Viridiplantae, Streptophyta, Magnoliopsida, Solanales, Convolvulaceae. The transcript is spliced from 5 exons. Bases 145 to 954 code for a protein of 269 amino acids. The record is from RefSeq and is a predicted model, not a curated record.